GCCGCAGCGGUGGUGGCGGGUUCCACCACCGCUGAAUUACCACCACCCGGUAAAUUUGCCAAUGCAGAGUUGUUGAAGAUCCCCAACUUUCUUCACUUGACACCACCCGCCAUUGAGAGACAAUGCCAAGCAUCGAAAAAGAUCUGCACAGAGUGGCCGAAAGAGUUGGAUACCAACGAAAAGAUUGAAAAUCAUUUACCUAUCACAAUCACAACUAGUGAUUACCUCCAUUCUUCCCCCUCAUUGAGGGAUGCCCGAUCCAUAAUAGUAACACUCCAGGUGAAAUCGAGCUCUUUGAAAUCGGACAAUCACGCCAAGGAUAAACUGCUUCGACUAGUGAAAGAGCGUUACAACCUAGAAACUGACGUGCUGACGAUCGUCUCUGAGCGGUGUCCUUUGAGAAUGCAGAACGUCAAUUACGCCAUGUAUCUGCUGAAUGUUUUCGUCAGCAAGUCUUGGAAAACUGAGCCGUGGGAGGAUAAGAAAUGCGAAGCAGACAUGGAAAAUAUGUGUAGGAAGGGAGCCAGUCGCAACGAACAGUGGAGCAGCUGCUCCGACGAAUGCCGGACAAAGAGAAAGCCCAAGACAUGCCGGAGGUCAUCGAACAGUACGCAGCCAAUGCUGGUUUAUCGUGUAUGUUCGCGUAGUUGCUGUCCGCUGUGGUACGUUGUUGCAGCCUAUGCUGGUUAUAGAUCUUUCUACAUCAAAUUCAAUUGGCCGUUUGGUGCUGGUGUCGUGUUACCGAAGUUGCAUUAUUAUUUUAUGAAAUUGGCAUUGUGUCAAUGUAGUAUACCGUUAAUAUGUUAAGAAGGAACAAAAAAGAAAUAUGGGGAUGUUUAUGUCAAACAAAUAAUAAACAUGUCUUCGGGAUUGGGAAAGGAAAGAGGAGGAUGUGGAAGGGGGAUAUUUCAAGUUUGGUUAAAAAACAGUUAAUUUAUAACCCUACAAACAUAUCCCUACCAAUUAAUCUCCAAACCCCACACACUUAUACCUUCUAAUUCUUCUGACCCCACAAACAUUACACCUACCAACCCUCAAAUGUAUACCCUAAACCACAUAAACCAAUGUCAAACCCUAUGUCUGUAAUAAAUAAAAAAAUUUAAUACAUCACACUAGUUUUUA
Daphnia pulex (common water flea) is the source of this 1122-nucleotide messenger RNA. RefSeq names its product 28S ribosomal protein S35, mitochondrial-like. Gene Ontology annotation, molecular function: structural constituent of ribosome. The record is from RefSeq and is a predicted model, not a curated record. NCBI's taxonomy places the organism in Eukaryota, Metazoa, Arthropoda, Branchiopoda, Diplostraca, Daphniidae. The transcript has 5 exons. The annotation marks the transcript as partial. Gene Ontology annotation, biological process: mitochondrial translation. Gene Ontology annotation, cellular component: mitochondrial small ribosomal subunit.